AUCCUGAGAGGCCGGACCGGAGAUUUGUGUCGCUGGGCAGGGAGGAGUCCUCUCUGUUAUUCCACUGGUAGCUGAAGCAGGGCCAGCAUGUCGGCUUUAUAACAACACAUCCCUCUGAAAGCUGUGAAGAGGAACAAAUGCAGGCGUAGAGGAUGGAUGUGGAGGUGAGUGCUGGCAGGGACAGCACCUGGAGAGCAGCAGUGGCGGAUGAUGAUGAUGAUGCAGGAGGAGGAAGCAUGGAGGCUCAGGUCGUACCGCUGGAGCUCUACGACUCGGCAAGAGCCAAAAUAGACGCAAAUCUCCGCUGGUUGUUUGCCAAAGCCUAUGGUAUAGAUCACAUACCUGCUGACCUACGGGACCCCUUCUAUACUGACCAGUAUGAACAGGAACACAUCAAGCCUCCCAUCAUCCACCUACUGCUGGCUGCAGAGCUCUACUGCCGGGUGUGUGGGCUCAUCCUGCACGCUGAGCAGGUCACCUCGCUCCAAAGCCACCAGUCUGUCAUCCAGGCUCUGUCCAGGAAAGGCAUCUAUGUCCUGCAGGCAGACAACACGCCUGUCUCUGAUCUGGACCUCAGCUCGGCUCCCAUCAAGAUGAGCUCACACAUCCACCUCAUCGACGCCCUGAUGAUGGCUUAUACCGUGGAGAUGAUCAGCAUUGAGAAGGUUGUGUCCAGUGUCACGCGUUUUUCCAACUUCAGUGCCUCCAAGGAGCUGCCUUUUGACCUGGAGGAUGCAAUGAUCUUUUGGAUCAACAAGGUGAAUUUAAAAAUGAGGGAGAUUGUAGAGAGAGACUUAAAAAUGAAGAAACAUCUGCUGGAUUCACCCAGUCACCAGAAGUCUCCCUCCAAAUGGUACUGGAAGCUUGUUCCUGUGCGUUACCGCAGAGAUCACCUGUCCGGUCGGACUCUGCAGCACUUCCCCAUGUUGGAUGACCUGUUGAAGGAUGUAUCUGACGGCACGGCUCUGCUUGCUGUGGUCCACUUCUACUGCCCAGAACUCAUCAGACUGGAAGAUAUUUGUCUGAAGGAGAUUCCCUCCAUAGCAGACAGCGUGUACAACAUCCAGCUUCUGAAGGAGUUCUCCAAUGAAUACCUGAACAAAUGCUUCCACAUGAAACCCGAGGACAUGCUGUAUUCUCCACCUGUACUAAAGAGUAACGUGAUGGUCUUUAUCGCUGAGCUCUUCUGGUGGUUUGAGAGCGUGAAGCCAGACUUUGUGCAGCCCAGGGAUCUGCAGGAAAUCAAAGAUGUGAGAUUGCUGCUGCAGCCGAAGAGUUCCCGAUCACAUGUUCCCAUUUCAAGUGUCACCAAGCGUAGUUUUAUAAAAUCAUCAAGCUCUGCCGACGUCUUGACGACCCCACCAAGCCCUGAACUCAGCUCCAAAUCAAACUCAUUAAGUCCAUCUCACUCAUUGCUGCCCUUGAGACAGAGACAACAGAAAGGAGUGGAGGAGAGCACUUCAGAUCUGAGAAGGAGGCCUGUGUCUAUGGCACAUACUGACAGGCAGCAUCAGGGCUCAGUCUUGGCCUGGCCAGAGAGAAGGCAGAGGCCUUUGUCCCAGCCGGUUCCCUAUGCCCUGCAUUACCCCCUGGAGGAUGACGCAGACAACAUCAGUCUGCCUCGCUCCAUCAGCAAAGACAGCCUGGCUUCUAAUAAGCUGAACAUGACUCCAAAACACCAGUUCCCCAGUUCUCACCACAGACUCAGCGGUCAGAGCCUGCUCAGCCACAUGCGAAUAGAAGAUGAAGAGGAGGAAAUAGAAGAGGAGGAACUGGUGGCUGUAAUCCAUCCUUCUGCGCUUCCUCGCCAUCGAGUCGGGAGUGACAUGGAGCAGGAUGAGCUGGAAAUCCCCAGUGCAACAUCUAUGUCUAGGGUCUCUUCUACUGAUAGAUCAACAGCUCCCUUUACUUUAGACCAACAGGCAGACAGCUACUUCCUGGAGCCUUUGAUGCCUGCUGUCCCAAAGCCAGCCAAAGAAAAGAGUGUCAAUCUGAACAAGGAGGAAGAGAGUGGUGAAAGUCGCUGCAGAGGGGCCGCAGCAGCCAGAAAGACUUCCACUAACAUCCCAAGACUGUCACAGAGGAAAAGCCCUGCAGCAGAGUCAAACAGAAACACCUUUACGCCCAUACCUGCGGUUGAAUCAGUCCCAAGAUCUCUCAGGCCUCCCACAGAUGGAUCAAUAGGUAUUUCUCAGCAGCCCCAAGGCUUCUUUCUGCAUUUAUCAGGAGAGACAGAUGUAGGCCUUGACUCUGAUUCCGACAUUGCAGACAUUGAGGAAGACGAGGAGGAGGAGGAUCAGAUUGAGCUGGCUAAAGAGAGAUUAAAGGGGCGAUAUUUACUAGAGGGAGACUUGUGCGGGUUAGGAGAAGUUGAAGGCGAGUCAGCCAAACUGAGAGAAGACUCAAAGGUGAGCGAGCGGGACGAUAAAGAGGACUACAGCGGACGAUCAAGUCCCUGCCUCAGCACCAUAUCGUGGGCGAGCAGCUGCAGUGCAUCAGGCAGCACCAGUGUCAAGAUGACCAGCUUUGCAGAGAGAAAGCUCCUUAAACUCGGCCUCCGUGAGGGAUUUUCGAGCACCAGCAGUUCUCAGAAAACCACCCCGGAUGGCUCUGAGGGUGCGCCCUGCCCUCCGUGGCAGCUGAAGAGUGACUACAGUUCUGGUUGGCUAUCAAAGGAGCCCAGCGCCAUGUUGGGGAAGAGUUUGACAGGGAGUCCUCCAGUUGUGCCUUCAGAGCUGCUGCAGCUUCACAUGCAGCUGGAAGAGCAAAGACGAGCCAUUGAGUAUCAGAAGAAGAAGAUGGAGACUCUGGCAGCACGGCAGAGGCUAAAGCUUGGAAAAGCUGCCUUCUUGAACAUCGUGAAGAAGGGUGGAGGAAGGAGCGACACGCUCCCACUGCCACUGAAACACUCCCAGUCCACAGAACUCCCCGACAGGAGCAGAGUGGUGACUCAGUUGUGCAAAGAUGACUCCUGCCUUGAUGGUCUGAAGUUCCAGGCAAAGCCAGGCCAACCAGAGGGAGGACAUUUAAACCGAGACAACAGGUUGAACACUCCGUCACCUGAUAACGGAGCUGAGCCUGACUUGAACGACUGCUCCCACUCCAUCGAUCUGCUCAAUGAAGCCAUCAGCUCAAUCCAGCAACAGAUGAUGCAGCUCUCUUUACAGCAGGACAUGCUCAUGAAGCGGGUGUCACCUAAUGUGACACCUAACAUGACACCUAGUGUGACACCUAAUUUGACACCUAAUGUGACACCUAAUACGGAAUUUGAACAUACAGAAUCAAGCGAAAGCACAACAUCCAACACCACCCAGUCAAACUCCUCCACCCCAGAGUCUAGAUCAUUUGCAGUUCACUUCGUCGAUAUCGGUGGAAGCAGCUCUGCUCCUACUCGCCGUCCACCCAAGCUGAGCUCCAGCCAACGCAGCAAAACCUUGGAGCAAAAACUCAGCAGAGAAAACAGCAAGAAGGCUUCUAGCAAGUCCAACACUCCUUCUCCUAGAGAUGACUCAAGUAUAGACCAGAGUGAGGAGACUUCAGUCGAGCCCUCCAGGUUAGAGAGAAGUAUUCAGAGAAAAGCCACCUUCAGAAUCCACGAUGACCCCAACAGACGCAGCAGCAAAGAAGGAACUGCACCUUCCCCAGAUAAAACUCUAUCACAGGACCUACAAGUCAUUAGAAAUACAACAAUGCCUCCCUCAGCGGCUGAAGAACAAGGUGAGAAUAAUGUGACAAACUCUGGGAAGGAGGCUAUGGCAGAUGAGAACACCAGGACCAAAGGCCAUCUCAUUGAGGUCGACCUGUCAGAGCUUAAGGACCCACAGGAAGAUGGUGGUGCAGAUGGUGACGACUGUACAGCAGAUGGAGAACAGAAGAAUGUGCUCGGCUUCUUCUUUAAGGAUGAUGAGAAGGCAGAGGAUGAAAUGGCGAAACGUCGCGCUGCCUUCCUCCUCAAACAGCAGCGUAAAGCCGAAGAGGCCAGACUACGAAAACUACAGCAAGAGGCGGAGAGCGAGCUCAAACGUGACGAGGCCAAGCGGAAGGCAGAAGAAGAGCGUGUUCGUAAGGAGGAGGAGAAGGUGCGUCGAGAGCUUAUAAAGCAGGAAUACCUGCGGAGGAAGCAACAAGCGCUGAUGGAAGAGCAGGGUCUGGUCAAGCCCCGUCCAAGAACUAAAUCCCGCAAGAGCAGGCCAAAAUCGCUGCACCGUGAGGGAUCCAACAGUCUCUCUAAGGGAUCCACCGCCUGUAAUUCUCUGAAGGUGUCCAUGUUGAUGAAAGGGAAGGGCUCAGCAGCAGCAGGCUGCAGGGGAGCUGAUCUCAGCUGCAGUCAUCGAGGAUCGACGCUAUCUUUGGCGACUGAGGGUGACAGUGUCAUCUCAGGAGAGGCAGAGUCUAACAGAGCUGGAUCUGUUUGCUCUAUGGAUUCAUUUCCCCCGAUGAGCAGAGCAUCCAGCCGGAACAUGGAUAGGGACUGGGAGAACGGUUCAAUAGCAUCCUCUGUCGCCUCAGUGGAGUAUAAUGGUCCCAAACUCUUCAAGGAGCCGAGCUCCAAGUCCAACAAGCCAAUCAUCAUCAAUGCCAUCGCUCACUGCUGUCUAGCUGGAAAGGUUAAUGAAGCCCAAAAGAACGCCAUUCUGGAGGAGCUGGAAAAGUGCGAGUCCAAUCACCUGAUUAUCCUCUUCAGAGAUGGCGGCUGCCAGUUUCGUGCCAUUUACUCCUACUCACCUGACACAGAGGAGAUCAUCAAGUUCACAGGCACGGGACCGCGCACCAUUAGCCGAAAGAUGGUCGACAAGCUGUACAAAUACAGCUCAGACCGCAAGCAGUUUAACGUCAUCCCCGCCAAGACUGUGUCUGUCAGCGUGGACGCCCUGACCAUCCACAAUUACCUGUGGCAGGUGAAGAGACCAGGAAGUGCACGCAGGAAGUGAGGAAGAGGGAGGACAUUUGUUAUAGUUUCUGUUUUAUCUCUUUACGUUGGGCAGGACCCAAUAAUAUGAGGAAUUGACCUAAUCAUGGAAAUGAUUUGACCUUAGGGAUUCGAUGUGCUGAUUCAUGGAAACUUGAGUCUGGCAGACAACCAAACAGCUGCCUACUGGAUAUUUUUUUUUCUUUUAGUCUUGUUAGCUUUGAUUUCUGCAUGUGACACUUUUAUGCUUUCAUUUGUGGUACCUUCUACAUUUCUAGGCACUAUUCACCGUUGUUACACUGGGGCUUUACUUUCCUCUGACAGGGUGGAAGCUAAAAUGUUGAUAGAUGGCGUGCUGCUGUGUUCUGUCAAAAAAACAUAAUUUUACAAACAGUCCAUUAAUGAAAACCUGAUAAGACAGUGGAUAGUGAAACUCUGGAGGGAUAAUGGGCCAUAUAUCAAGCUAAACCGGCAUAUUUGUACCCUUGGAAUGCUGUUUUAUAAGCUAUAAACAAUUUGAAUUAGACCAAGAAAGUAGCUCUUUAUUUUUUCUUUGUCUCUAUGCUUAUUGGGGCUGCCUAUUAUUUAUAAUCUCAAGGACAGUGGUGUCCAAACUGUGGCCAAAUGCAGCCUUUGUCCACUUUUGAUGUGCUCGCAGCAAAUUAAAAAAAUACAAUGAAAUAUGGCCCACAUUAAAACAUGUGGCAUUUGCUUGACUGUAUUGUACAUCUUCAUUUCUGCACAAGAUGGUGCUACCAUGCUUAUUUUUUAAACAAACAUUUUGACAAGAACUUCAAAAAUCCUGAAAUAUCCUUUUAAACCAGUGGUGUCAAACUCGAUCACAGCAGGGGUCGGAUUCUGAAUUUAGGUCCAACCUGAGGGCCUAACAGGGUCCACAUUUAAUCAUAAACUGUCAACAUAAUUUUCACCACUAAUGAAAUAUAGAAAAACAGAACUGAUGAAAGAUGAUUUUAAGUUUUAAAAAAAAGUCCAAAUUAUACGUUUAAAGUCUCAAAAUCUAAGCUAAAAUGACAAACUUAUUAGUUUAAAAGGUCAAAGCAUGAAAUUAAAAGUCAAAAUAAAGUUUUUUAAAGGCAAAAAUAUUAAAUAGAAAUUUGAAAUAAGUUUUAUAGGUCAAAAUAUGGGAUAUAAUUGGAAAUCAUGACUGAAAGGUCAAAAUGUGAAAUAAAAUUCAAAUCACAAGUUUUAAAUUUGUAACGCUUUAAAAAGUUUUUAAAGUCAGUUUUCAGAGUUUUCAAAGGUCAAGAUAUAGGAUUAAAAGUCUAGGUUAGGAGUUGUAAAGGCCAAAAUGUGGGAUAAAUUUCAAAAUCAUGAGUUGAAAAGGUCAAAAUAUGACUUGAAAUUUAAAAAAAUUCAUUCUAUGUUGUCAAAGUAUGAGAUAAGAAGUCAAUUAUGAAUUGAAAAGGUCUAAAUAUGAAAUUAAAAGCCAAAAUCGUAAGUUUAAGUUGUAAUUUUCAUAUGCAAAAAAUUUGGCAUGAUACAACUAAUUAAUUCUUGGCUUUUUAACCCUUCAGUUUUCUCUUUACUUUUUCAAAUUUUGACUUAACAAGGAUAUUUCAGACCAACAAGGUAAAAUUGACAUUUUUAUACAGGAGGAAAUCUGCAGAUCUCAUACCAGUGGGCCAGUUAGAAUAAAAAUAUGAUCUGAUCUCGCGGGCCGGGUAUUACUGUUCCACGGGCCGGAUUUGGUCCCCGGGCCUCCAGUUUGACACCCCUGCUUUAAACUAUAAGCAUUAAACCAUGCUUCAAUAACCUUUGCUGUGUAUAGUGGCCAUUAUAAACGUUGCUGUUUGUUCUGUGGAGAAGCACUGCAACCUUAUAUAAGCUGAAGAAUUUUUGGUAUGAAAACCUGCAUCUUUCAUUGGAACAAGUAUCCUGGAUCAUAAAUGCAUGUCUGAAGUUUGCAAAAAAACAAGCCUGGAAAUCAGUCCAGUUUCCUGCAAGUUAGAAGCAUUUUAAUCAUAGAUAGACCUCCUGCCCUCAUUGACUUACAUUCGUUAUUAGUCACGACU
Molecule: messenger RNA, 6942 nt
Organism: Cheilinus undulatus (humphead wrasse)
Lineage: Eukaryota; Metazoa; Chordata; Actinopteri; Labriformes; Labridae
Gene: camsap1a
Product: calmodulin regulated spectrin-associated protein 1a
Exons: 20
Coding region: 153-4931 (1592 amino acids)
Biological process (GO): negative regulation of microtubule depolymerization; cytoplasmic microtubule organization; neuron projection development
Cellular component (GO): microtubule minus-end
Molecular function (GO): microtubule minus-end binding; spectrin binding; calmodulin binding
Source: RefSeq, a predicted model, not a curated record